Thunnus maccoyii (southern bluefin tuna) is the source of this 2900-nucleotide messenger RNA. Its product is annotated as fibulin-7-like. Bases 576 to 1895 code for a protein of 439 amino acids. Gene Ontology annotation, molecular function: calcium ion binding. The transcript has 7 exons. The record is from RefSeq and is a predicted model, not a curated record. Lineage: Eukaryota; Metazoa; Chordata; Actinopteri; Scombriformes; Scombridae.
CCUGCAGCUGUUUUCCUGCCGGGGGAUAAUAAUCCAGGCGAGGUUAUCAGAUAUGGCCACCCUGUCAUUUAGGAACCACACGACGUUAUCCUGCAAGAUGGCAGGUUUAGUUUUAGUUUUAAAAAAUAAACUGGAACUUUAGGCUGCUAUAAUUGGAGCAAGAGUCACAUUCCUCAGCCGGGGAGCGAAUUAGAAAUAGACACCAAAGUUUAGCUGCUUUGUGUUGCAGGUGAUGAUUAAAAGACGCCUCUGUCAGCUGACUUCUCCUUAUAAUUUGUGAAUCUAUUUCUGGGGACGCUGAUGGAUCAAAAGAGUGGGAGUGUGUUCCAGAUGUGGGAGACGCUCUCUCUUCCUCCUUCCUUCUCCUCCUCAAACUCCAGCCUCAAAAAUAUGUGAUGGAGGAUUGGAGGAGGAGGAGGAGGAGGAGGAGGAGGAGGAGGAGGAGGAGAAAUUUGGCAAGUGCCCUCGAAAAGAGCUAGAAGCAGAGGAGAUGAUUUAGAUCUGCAGACGCUGAGAAGGAGCUGAAGAAGAAACAGACAAGCUGAGAAAAGUUCAUCAGGAGCAGGUUUAUCAGGAUGAAGGUGGAGGUUUUGUCCAGGAUGGAGCUUGUUGUGGUCGUUAUGGCAAUGACAUGUCUUCAUCAGCUGUCCUCCGCACAGGACUGUCCGUCCACUCACGACCUGCUGACCUCGCUGCGACAGGUGGAGAAGAUGUUGGCGGCCCACGAGGCGUCGUACCAGCAGGGUGUGCGCUCCCUCAGGAAGAAGCUGAGCGCUCUGCACAACAGCACCAUGGCGAUCUUUAAGAUCAGCAAGAACGUAUCCUGCCCUAAACCAGAGACCCCCGCCAACGGCCGCAGACUGGGUCGGGUGUUUGGCGUCGGACAUGAGGUCCACUUCCUGUGCAAGCCUGGCUACGAGCUGAUUGGCCCGAGGACCCGGGUGUGCCUGGAGUCUCUGAAGUGGAGCGGCCAGCAGCCCAUGUGCAGACGCUUCAACAACACCGGAAACUCUCUGCCCUCCUUCUCUCCUGCUGCUUCUGCCUCCUCCUCCCUCCCCAUCUCUGCCGCUCUGUCAGCAUCCUCCUCCUCCUCCUCCUCCUCCUCCUCCUCAUCCUCCACUGCAGCAGCAUCUUCACCUACAUCCUCCUCUCCCUCCUCCUCCAUCCGUCCGUCUCACUGCACUCACUUCCUGGGCUCCACCCGCUGCACCUGUGAUGUGGGUUUCACCAUAUCAGGCCGCGACAACAACAUUUGCACAGAUAUCGACGAGUGCCGUCUGUUUCCUCUCGGUCAGCCCGGCCGGCUCUGCGUCCAUCAGUGUGUAAACACACCCGGCAGCUUCCACUGCUUCUGUCCAGCUGGGUACGACCUCGCCACGGACAGCCGCAGCUGCGCAGACAUCGACGAGUGUGAAAACCGGAUGCACAACUGCAGAGCGGAUCAGCUGUGUGUGAACACCUACGGAGGUUUCCGGUGCGUGACGGUGGAGUGUCCUCACAUGAAAAACGCCACGUACAUCAAGACAUCACCGAUGCGCUGUGAGAGGAACCCAUGCAUGCUGGGAGACAAGGCGUGCACUCAGGCACCAAACUCAAUCUCCUUCCACUUCCUGCCUGUGGUGUCCAACAUGUCCGCCCCGCGCGUCCUCUUCCGUGUGUCGGCGGCUCGCGUGCUGGGCGACACGCUGCGAUUCGGCCUGGCUGGCAGCCGUGGGCGAGGACACUUCAGCGUGCAGCGCUCGGGCCGGCAGACAGGGACCCUCCUCCUGGUGACGCCCGUCAAGGGUCCCGCCACCCUGGAGGCUGAGGUGGAGAUGAGCGAGCUGGAGGGCCACUCGCUGCUGGGCCGCUACCUCACCAAGGUCACCCUGCUCGUGUCUCCGUACGAGUUUUAAGGCGAGGAUGGGCAGGUGGAGGGUUCAUAUUCAUCAGGGUUGAUUACGGUUUGGUGCAGAUUUUUUACUCCAUUAUAUCAUAUUUCCUCAGAAUUAUGUCCGCGGCCUUUAUUUACCUCAACAUCAGAGGGUACCAGGCCUUUAUUGGAAGCAGGCUGAUAUUACAGAGACGCCUUUAUUUCUAGUUUCCUCUGUUUGAUAAGUAUAUGUUCUCAUAUUUUAGUGUGAAGCCUCCAUGUUUUCUCAUCUGCUUUUGUUUGCUCUGUUACAUUUUUUACUGCAUUACCGGUAAUCCACUUACUCCAACGUGUGGAACAAUAAUUCUAGCACUUGAGUUCCACCCGGAACGUUUUGGCAAUGCACCACUUAGCUGUAGUAUGCAGGUAGCAUGCUCACGGAUGUAUGCUCGCCGGCUUACUCAUGAAGUGUUGCUGCUGCCACUAUUAUUAAAAUAUUUACUGCUAAAUUAAAGCGAUGGAAAUGUACAUUAUGCUUAACUGGCAUUCACAUUAUAUAACAGGCAGCAGGCACUAGGAGUUUCUUUUAUUUGAGGAAAUACGGUAUUAAUUCACCCAGUAAGGAAGAGUUUUAAAGUCUAACUGAAAUCAGGUCAAAGUGUAUUUUUUAUAUAUGGUUAAUAUUUAUUAUUUGUGAAAAGAAAAAAAGGGUAAAUGUCUUUGAAAAUACAUGAUGCCAGAAUCUUGGUGAUGUAGUAGUCUCAUUUAUACAGAGAUCCUGCAUUACAGCCAUAAAGAAGAUACGUCAUUAAACCACCUUUGCUUUUUAACACUGAACCAAACAAAGCCGGCAUAACGCCGCCACCGUGUGUGCUUUUACCAAGCGGCAACCUCUGGGGCUGUAAAAUGAAGCCAAUGCGGAAGUGCAAACAUGUUUACAACCAAGCUAACUAGCUAAUACUAAUACAGGGCUGCUAAAUGCUCAUUAAAAUCCUUAAAAUAAUAUCUAUCAUUCUCCCUCAUUAAAAAUUCAGAAUCUAUGAAUAUG